Messenger RNA from Trichomycterus rosablanca, 7848 nucleotides. RefSeq names its product supervillin a (gene svila). The transcript is spliced from 44 exons. The coding region runs from base 185 to 7048 and encodes 2287 amino acids. Gene Ontology annotation, cellular component: cytoplasm; actin cytoskeleton. Gene Ontology annotation, biological process: actin polymerization or depolymerization; cytoskeleton organization; barbed-end actin filament capping. NCBI's taxonomy places the organism in Eukaryota, Metazoa, Chordata, Actinopteri, Siluriformes, Trichomycteridae. The record is from RefSeq and is a predicted model, not a curated record. Gene Ontology annotation, molecular function: actin filament binding; phosphatidylinositol-4,5-bisphosphate binding.
GCAGCAGAGCCUGCAUCACCUUGAAGUCUGCUCGCUUCUGCCUACCCGCAGUCCCCUCCCUUCACAUUCCUCUUUCUAUCCCUCUCUUCCUCAUUCUCAUCCUCUUCUGUUCUUCACCUUCCUUUUCUCACGGUCUUUCUCUCCUUAGUCCACUCUUUUUUUUUUUUUUUUUAUCUUUUCCAAAAUGUACCAGAACGCAUGGAUUGCCAGCUAUCUCAGCCAUGUGAAGUGCUGUCAAGGCAUCACAGGAGAGGCUCUUAAAGUCACCAGACCCAAACUACAGCGGAGGGCUCUCAGUUUCCAUAAACAGUUUUCAUUUGAAGAAAAAGAAGAGGUAGCACAGAACAACAAGCCUGUGGAUGCUCUUGCUAGUUUACCCAAAGUCUCAGAGUUAAGGAAACGGUUUGAGCACAUAAACACGAGUCAGAGUGACUGCUGGGCCAUGAACAGGAAAGAACGAAUUGCUCGCCGGCUGGAAGGAAUAGACAGUGACAUUCAGCUCUCCCUUCCAAAUGCUGGUCUGACCAAUCGGCUGCUGGAAGAAGAUACCCCCAGAUACACUCGUGCAGCAGACUCUUGUGACCCCUGCACAGUUCCUGUUCAGCACUUUGCUAAAGAUGAGACUGGAAUUUCGUACCCCAGAAGUUCAGAGGAUGAAUCCAUGCACCGAAGUCGGCUUGAAAUGCACAUGGCUCAGAUUGAACCUGCCUACCACCCCAGCUCUUCUGUAACAGUCGAGCAUGAGUCUAAAGCUGAGCGCAUUGCCCGCUACAAGGCUGAACGCCGUCGCCAGCUCUGUGAGCGCUACCGCAUCUUGAUGGACGAAGAGGCAGAUAAGGACUAUGCCGGCCACCACUCUCGAAUGCGAAGGGAGCCUGAGGGCUCGGAGCGCCAGCACAGACGGCAAGCUGAGGAAUUGGAGCAUAAUGCCCAAACCUCACAUGCCCAGGCAGGAAAAAUGCCCUCUCAGGCCAGCACCGAGCAAGAGUCUAGCCGAGAGCAGGCUGAUUCAUUCUCUGAACAUGAGAGGAGGAUGAAUUUGGAAAACCAGAAGAGGGUACAGGACACAGGAAGAACGCAUGGAGACGGAACAGCUCCUGACCCAUCUGCACCUUACAUAGACACUACUGGAGUGUCCAGAGCGUCAAGGGAACAGGAAGUUAUUGGAUCUCCGAAAGCGGGUCGACCUGCAAAGCAAGCGGCUUCUCCAGGAGAUCUGUUCAUUGAGCAACAGGCUCUUAACGUUCUCCAGAGACAAGGUGAACCAGCAAGCCAAUGGUCACUCCAGAGAGAUUCAGAAGGAGACACCAAUUCCCCAAUCAACUGGCCCUCCAGAAUCAGAGCUAGGGAAAGACUGACUCGUGAUGAGCCAGCCCACAAGGGUCAUGAGGUCUGCUCCACAUCAGACACCGCUGUGUACCACUGUGAUGCACAGCCCUCCUCCAAUCAUCGUCCAUCCAGUUUCCAGCACUCCCGUCCUAGGCAAGCAGAGCACCACGACCCUGGCUGUUAUGGCUACCUAUCCAUGGGUACUGAUCCUAGUCUUCAGGCUUGGCAGCAAGCAGAAGUAAGAGUGGAUGAAACAAGGAGUCAAAGGGAUGUGAAACAGGAGGUGGCAGAGGAACUCCUGAGGACCAAAAAAGCUGUUUUGCCCUCUGAAGUCCGUAGACGAGAAAGAAGUGUUGACACUUCCCACCGUGGAAGAUCUGUCGACUCAGGUAUGGCCUCACGUCAUCAAGGUCACACUGCACCCAGCAGAGAGGAAGUCCUUGGAGGACACGCCAGAGGAAGGCAAGGACGUAGCUCAAGAAGAGAGGAGCACGCAGAGCAUGUCUCUCGACUUCAAGCUACUGAAGAAAUGCAGACAAGAGCCAGGCAGGUCCAAGAAAGGACAUCUAAUGGCUGGUAUCACCACCAGGGGACAGGCAAUCAACUAUCUCAUGCUAGCACUCAAGGCUCUUCUCAACCAUCCAGUGGUAAAUGGGCUCAGGAUUCAAGCAAACAGCAGCUUAGUCGAUACAGUCAAGACUCUGCAAAUCCCCAAUCUGAAUCUGGAGUUCCUAUGCAAGAGGCUGUUCACAAAAGAGAGGAAACCCAUAGAAGAGAGGCUAUUCCUCAAAAUUCCAGGGACAACAGAGAUCACUCGCCAGUAGACUUGAGGGUUUCUGUAGCCCAGCUACGCCACUCUUACCUGGAAAGUGCCACAAACUCCCAGAAAACUGAACAGGUUGAGGUGAUUCCUGCAGUUUCAGAAGUUCCCUGGAGAAGUGAAAGAGCAUCCCGUCGCCCCCGGCGAUACACAUCUCCCAAUAAAAGUAGAAAAACUUCUGAGAGGUUUAGAACUCAGCCAAUCACUUCUGCCGAGCGGCAAGAGUCUGAUAGGUGUUGUCCAGCCCCAGAAUCUCAGAUCACUGAAGUGGAUGAGGAGAAGUUGGAUGAUAGAGCAAAGAUGAGUGUUGCAGCAAAACGCUCUCUUUUUAGGGAGUUGGAGAAGAGCGUGAACGAAUCAGCUUUGAAGUCACAAAGUCAAAAUUCUGCUUUACAACGCAGAAUGAGACGAGGUCAGGACCGUUACCGCACACAACCUAUUACAUCAGAGGAAGUCGUCAUUGCUGCUACUGUCCCUGGUCCUUUGUCACAGAUUGUGUCUGUUCACUCCUCUGUAGCACGUGUUCCUAGUCCCACUCUAGUGAACAGCACAGUCACCAAACACAGCUCUUUGGUAAAGAAGCCAGCAAGAGAAAUAGCAGAACCAGAGAGGACUGAAGAGAUCCAGGAGGAGCCGGACCAAUCCACCCUCAGCCUGGCAGAGAAAAUGGCCAUCUUCAACAGACUCACCCAGCAGCCUAGCCAUAACCGACAGAGAGACACUCGAGCACGUCGGAGUAAUGCCCGCUAUCAGACGCAGCCCAUUAUACCCGGAGAGGUUGAGCAGGAUGGCUCGGGUUCUGAACUUUAUGAGGUGGAAUCACUGCAGUCAGAUGAGAUGGAACAUGUUUUAGGUGGAUCUUGUUUAAACUCCACCUCCUCCGCCAAUAAAUCUACCACGGUUUCCUCAGCACAUGCAGGUGAUAUCCAUCUGACUACAUCAAGCAAAUCCUAUGAUGAGAGAGCUUUUCCACCUUGGCACAAAUCACAACCUCUUUCAACAAACAGCAAAGGCCACUCUGAAGGGCCAGUGGCUGAGAAAGAGGAUUCUGCUCUGUGCAUAGGAAAGCGUAAACAUCCCUCUCCAGACAGUGUAAAACAGCCAGUCAGAGAAUGGGAACAGCUGAGAGGCCAUGCCAGACAGGAAUUGACCUCCUGUGACCUUCAAGACCCUGAUGGUUAUCAGAGGUUUACAUCAGCAGUGUCAGGUCUUCCUGAGCAAACUGUUUCAGUGAAAGCUGCAGCAGCUGUGACUGCACCACAGCCCUCAUACUGUAGCUCGUCUACCUCACAGCACGCACACUCUCAGACACACAAUCUUCAUUCCCCGGAGUUUAGCAGAGUUAUUUCUGAGCAGAGGGACAGUGAACGAGACCUGCACGCUGAAGAGGGAGAAGACAUCUCAGACAUCAUGUUGGCUAGACAGAUGUCAAUCAAAGAAAGGCUUGCUCUGCUGAGGAAGAGUGGUGAGGAAGACUGGAGGAACAGGAUCAAUAAGAAUCAGGAUGCUGUGAAGGUGGCGCUUUCAGAAAAACAUUCUCAGCUGUGGGAGGUAGAGCAGACCUUUAAGAAGAAGGGACAUGGCAUAAUAGAUGACCUUGCGAUUUCUGAUCAGCUCUGGGAGCCAGUUUUUUCUUCCACUUUUACGUGCUCCCCUGAGUCUCUGGAUCUCACUGACUCUUCUCUCCAGGCAAAACCACUAUCUGUGCAGGCAGAUGAACGUCAUCCCUGGAGACGCAAGAGGAUAGGAGAUAAGGUGGUGGAGAGUCACUGGUCUGAAAACAUUGAGAUGUCCAUUCAGGAACGUAAGCAACUCAUCACAGCUCAGGAGAAUUCCUGGAAGGUCAAAGGACACGGCUCUGCCAACGACUCCACUCAGUUUACUGUGGCUGGCCGAAUGGUCAAGAAAGGUCUGGCAGCCCCAGUGGCACUUACAAAUCCAGUACUUGUUUCUCCACCACUUAAAAGCAAGAAUUCCAUCUCCAAACCACAAGGAGAGAUUGAAGUGAGAGAGGACAUGACUGUUGAGUCAGAUAAGAAGCUGGAUAAACUUGAGUCCUUUUUGGGUCGACUUAAUAGUAAAUGUGGGCUGCCGGAGACAACUCUAACAGUCACAGAGAAAAAGAUUAAAGAAGUUAUGACUUUGGAUGAUGAGUGCUUUGAUAAGUUCUACAAGCACACAGAGGAACUUGCUAAUGUUACCAGCAAAGUGGAAAUUGACGAUGACUUUGAUGCUAUCUUUGGAAACCAAAUGUCUAUGCUGACUUCUGAAAUGGUGCAGCACAAGCGUGCAAUGCGCCCAGCUCGAAACGUACAGUCAUCCAGAAACCCUUUAAAGCUGUUAGCUUCUCGAGAGGACAUUAGACAUGAGUACACAGAGCAAAGACUCAACAUCGCCGUGCUUGAGAGCAGAAGGAUCCGGGAGGAGAAAAUAAAUAAGAACAGUGGCUUUUCAGCAGUGGCUCUGGCUGGCUUAGCGAGUAAAGAAAACUUUGGCAGUGUGAAUCUGCGCAGUGUGAAGGUUGCUGAGCAGAGCUCCCACAGCAGUGCCAUGCCCUACAAGGCCACCAUGCUCAUGCAGGUCAAAGGUCGACGGCAUGUCCAAACAAGGCUAGUUGAGCCUAGAGCUUCCUCUCUGAACAGUGGGGAUUGCUUCCUGCUGAUUACACAUCAUCACUGCUUCAUCUGGGUUGGAGAGUUUGCAAAUGUCAUUGAGAAGGCAAAAGCUGCAGAACUGGCAACUUUUAUCCAGACCAAGCAUGACCUUGGCUGCAGAGCUCAAUAUGUUCAACCCAUAGAAGAAGGCAUCAAUACCCACAGCCAUGGAGCCAAGGAGUUCUGGAAGAUUCUUGGAGGGCAGGCAAGCUAUCAAGUUGCAGGGAAUCCAGACGAAGACGAGUUUUAUGAGAGAGCCAUAGUGGAGACGAACUGUGUUUACAAACUUCUGGGUGACAAGCUGGUUCCCGAUGAUGACUACUGGGGCAGAGUGCCACGAUGCUCUAUGCUCAGUCCAACAGAGGUGCUGGUAUUUGAUUUUGGCAGUGAGGUAUACGUGUGGCAUGGUAAAGAGGUAUCCCUGGCACAGAGGAAAGUGGCAUUUCAGCUGGCAAAGCACCUGUGGAAUGGGACCUUUGACUACACGACCUGUGAUAUUAACCCACUGGACCCAGGAGAGUGCAACUCACUUAUACCCAGGAAGGGACAGGGCAGGCCAGACUGGGCUGUGUUUGGUAGGCUGACCCAGCACAAUGAGACAACCCUGUUCAAAGAGAAAUUUCUUGACUGGAAUGACUCCAAGGAUCCAAAGAAGAACGACUGCACACAAUCUGUUGAGCACAAGGAGUUACCGAGUGGUGAAUGCCGGCCGUAUGAUGUCUCUUUGAUGUUGUCCUCGACGUGUGCACCCGUUCGGACCAUUCUGGAUGGUGUAGAUGUUGGGCGAGGUUAUGGAUUGGUAGAGGGGGAUGACAGGAGGAACUUUGAGAUCAGCACACUGUCUGUGGAUGUGUGGCAUAUUCUGGAGUUUGACUACAGUCGCUUACCUAAGCAGAGUAUUGGCCAGUUUCAUGAGGGAGACACAUACGUUGUUAAAUGGAAGUACAUGGUCAGUGCGGCAGUGGGAAAGAGGCUAAAUUCUGAGCGGAUUAUUGGUCCAGGGAAGGAGAGGUGUGCAUAUUUUUUCUGGCAGGGUCGUAACUCCACGGUCAGCGAGAAGGGAACAUCUGCUCUCAUGACUGUGGAGCUGGAUGAAGAAAGAGGAGCACAGGUCCAGGUGCAGCAGGGAAAGGAACCCCCGUGUUUCUUACAGUGUUUCAAUGGAGGGAUGAUGGUUCAUGCCGGAAAGAGAGAAGAAGAGGAGGAAAAUGCACAAAAUGACUGGCGCCUGUGCUGUGUUAGAGGUGAGAAGCCAGUGGAAGGCCACCUGCUGGAGGUGGUGUGUCACUGCAGCAGUCUGCGCUCUCGCACCUCCAUGAUUCUGCUCAACAUCCCUAAAGCCAGCAUUUAUCUGUGGCAUGGCUGCAAAGCUCAGACACACACAAGGGAUGUGGCCCGUACCACCGCUAACAAGAUCAAAGAGCAGUGUCCUCUGGAGGCAGGACUUCACAGCAGUAGUAAAGUGACCAUCCAAGAGUCCGAGGAGGGAACUGAACCAAUUGGCUUCUGGGAGGCUCUGGGUAGACGGGACCGGAAAGCAUAUGAUUGCAUGAUUCAUGACCUUGGAAAGUUUAACUUUACACCACGGCUAUACCACCUAAGUAGUUCUUCAGGAGAAUUUAAUGCAGUGGAGCUAAUCUGUCCAUCUAGAGAGCCAAAUUUGGUUAAUUCAAUGCCCUUUCAUCAGGAGGAUCUGUACACUGCCUCUCAACCAGCUUUGUUUUUGGUAGAUAAUCAUCAUGAGGUAUACCUGUGGCAGGGCUGGUGGCCUCAGGACAGUGAAAAUACAGGUUCUGCUUGCAUCCGAUGGGACUUGGACAGGAAGUGUGCAAUGGAAACUGUACUCCAGUACUGCCAAAGGAAAAAUGAGAAGAAGCCUCCAAAAGCUUACCUGAUUCAUGCAGGACUAGAGCCUCUCACAUUUACUAAUAUGUUUCCCUGCUGGGAGCACAGAGAAGACAUUGCUGAGAUUACAGAGAAGGAAGCAGAAGUAUGUAAUCAGAUUAUUCUAGUGGAAGAUGUGUUGGCCAGACUGUGCAAGACCACUUAUCCACUUGCUGAUCUCAUGGCCCGGCCCUUACCAGAAGGCGUUGAUCCUCUGCACCUUGAGAUGUAUCUAUCAGAUGAAGAUUUUGAGGGUGUAGGGGCAUAUGGGAAGAAAGCUCUGGAGAUGAAGAGGAGUGAGUUUGAAACACUGCCGAGUUGGAAGCAGGUGAAUGUGAAGAAGGCUAAAGAAUUGUUCUAGUGGGAGUUGGAAAGUGAGUGUGUUAAGCAGAUGGACCUGUGGUCACUGUAGUAACGUUAAGGAUGAUGGGAUAUGCAUGUUGAGUGAUUGUACACUCCCGUUCUGUCUGCACUCUAUGAAUGCAUAUCUGAGUGUGCUGGUGCAAGUCUAUCAAAAAGGAGAAAAAUAAAAGAAGUUGAUUUUGCUGGAGAUCAGCAGAGGUUUACCAGCCUCUUGUAGCAUAUCUUUUCUUUUGCUUUUUUCUGUUAAGUAUUCUUUUUUCCUCACAUUUUCUGAUUGUAAAAAGCUGUAACAUAUUGUAAUGUCUCUUGAUUUAGAUUUCCAUCUUCCAGUGUUAUUUUUAAAUUUGUGUGUUCUUUCUAUAAGGUCAUUCCACUACAUGUCUGUGUAGCAGAAGACAUGCUACCAUCUAGUUCCCUUUAAAAACUGAAAAUAUUCAGCCAGUUUAAGCAAUGACCUCCUCGCACCAGCAGACUGUUUAAUAUAACAACCUUACAGUAUCUGGCGGUUCUAUACAGUAAAAAGUGAAAACAGAUAGUUGGAAUGAUCACAGUAAUGUAGUGAUAAAGCCCAACUUUCUACAUCACAAGUUCUCCUGUUCUACAGGUGCUGAGGUGUGUGUGGGUGUGUGUUACAAGUUUAAUAAAUUGUUUUCUGAGGUGAAUCAGACCUUUUUGCUCAGAUUCUACAGUGUAUAGUGCCUUGGCGUUCAUGUACAGUUUAUAUAAUGAAAUAUGAUAAUCCAAUAUUUUAAGAUGUUGUGAAUAUAUAAAUAAUAAAAUAUGAAAAUAAACACUGAA